GACAUUGCGACUUCCACUAUAAUCGUUAGCAACAACAGGUCACGGUUCCAAAGAACCCUAGUAAAUAGCCAUGAGGAUUCUAUAUAUCAUCUUUAUCAUCACGGUUUCUUUUGAAUUCUCUGAUGGGGCCAUCGACCCAGAAGAGGAGAGAAAUGCCAAAGCCUUCUUGGACGAGCACAACCGCCGUGCACCUUUUGAAUAUAGGAAUUCUGAGCUAGCUUUGUGGAAUUAUGAAACCAACCUUACUGAUUUCAACCAGGCACUUAAGACGCAAGCAAGUCUAGCGUUUUCUAUGUUCACACAGAGCGCUCUCGUCAACGCCAGCAAGUUUGAUGCGAACAAACUUUCCGAGGACACCAAACGACAAAUCAAGCUCAUUGCGGCCUCAGCAAGCCCGAAGAACCCCGCGGACAUCAAGCGCAAAUCGGAACUGAACUCUCAGAUGGACAAAAUCUACAGCUCGGGGAAAGUCAAAGAUGCAAAUGGUGAAAUGUUGAGUUUAAAUCCGGACUUGUAUAAGAUUCUAGCGGAGAGUCGAGACUACGAGCGGCUGUUGUUUGUUUGGAAAGGAUGGCGUGACGCAGUGGGCCCAGCCAUUAGACCACUCUAUCAACAAUUCGUGGAUAUUUCCAACAAAGGCGCCAAGGAAAACGGAUGGAAAGACAACGGUGAGUACUGGCGCUCUUCCUACGAAGUAGAAAACUUGGAGAGAAUUGCGGAAGGUUUAUACAGCGACCUGAAGCCGUUGUACCAGGAGUUACAUGCGUACGUCAGGUACAAGUUAAGCCAACAGUACAGCCAAGUGAAGAGUGGAGACGCCAUUCCUGCGCACUUGUUUGGUAACAUGUGGGCGCAAAGCUGGGCGAAUAUCUACGACUUAGUGGAGCCGUACGGUAACCAAUCGAGCCUUGAUGUAACUAGGAACAUGGUGAAGCAGGGGUACACCGAGCUGAGGAUGGUCCAGCUAGCAGAGUCGUUUUUUACGUCUAUAGGACUUGACCCUCUGCCUCAGUCAUUCUACAACAGGUCUAUGAUCGUCAAGCCAAAGGACAGAGGGGUUGUGUGUCACGCCUCAGCUUGGGAUUUCCUGAUAUCUAGAGAUGUCAGGAUAAAGCAAUGCACCACCAUUACGCACGACUACCUGGUAACCACCCAUCACGAGCUCGGCCAUAUCCAGUACUUCCUCCAAUACGCACACCAGCCGUACGAGUACAGGACGGGCGCCAACCCAGGCUUCCACGAGGCAGUAGGGGACACGUUGUCCCUGUCCGUGGACACACCCGCCCAUCUGCACAGGAUCGGCCUCCUUGAUGCGGUCAGCAACAACACAGAGUCUGAUAUCAACGCGCUUAUGAAGAUGGCUCUGAGUAAGGUUGCCUUUUUGCCAUUCGGAUUCCUGAUUGACCAAUGGCGAUGGCGUGUGUUUAGAGGAGAGAUCACUCCUCAGAACUACAACAGGAAAUGGUGGGAGCUGCGUACAAAAUACCAGGGUAUCAAACCCCCGGUGUGUCGCACUGAGAACGACUUCGACCCUGGCGCCAAGUAUCAUAUUCCAGCUAACACGCCCUAUAUCAGGUACUUUGUGAGUUACGUCAUUCAGUUCCAGUUCCACAAGGCCGCGUGUGAGGCCGCUGGUCACACUGGUCCGCUACACAAGUGCUCCAUCUACAACUCCACCGCGGCCGGAGGGAAACUUGGUGCCAUGCUCAAGCUAGGUAAAAGCAAGCCUUGGCCCCAGGCCCUCAAGGCCAUGACAGGCACCGAGGAGAUGGAUGUCGGACCGCUAACCGAGUAUUUCAAACCGCUGAUCACGUGGAUGAAGGCGCAGCGAGCCAAACAUGGCUACCCGAUUGGGUGGAGCAAUGAGGGAGCAUAUAGUGAUUGCAACAUUAGCAUGGCGACGACCGCUGGGCCAGCUAUGGCAUCGAUUGUAGGCUCACUGCUGUUGGCAAUUGCGUCACUUUUGUAUUGAUCUCCAACAGGCUUAUCAUCCUCUCGUUGUUAUCAUCAGAAUUAUUUCCCGUAAAUGAUUACAAAAUAAAGAUCGUAUGAAAUCUCAUAAAAGUGUCUUUGAUGUUAAUAAAAUCGUAAAAAAAUCGAAAUAUUGUGGAUUCUACGGUUUAUUGACAUCAAAGACAACUCUAUGAGAUUUCAUUCGAUCUUUAUUUUGUACUUAUUUACGGGAAAUAAUUCUGAUAACAACGUGAGGAUUGUAGAGCCUGUGGAUCUUCUGCCUAGCUUUUCAUUCGCGGGUUUCCUGUGUAUAGCCAUGAGAGGCUAGGAAGCUUCGGUUAUCGUCAAUUCAACAUCCACAGGGAACCCGAAAACCCGAGUAGAACCCCUUUGACUUGUCUACGAAGGGGCCUUUUGUUACAAUAAAACACUUUUGAUCAACUUUCAAUCGUAGUAGUCAUAUCUAUGUCCUGUGCUCACUAAAGUAGAAAUAAAGUUCUAGUCUUUA
Nematostella vectensis (starlet sea anemone) is the source of this 2461-nucleotide messenger RNA. Its product is annotated as angiotensin-converting enzyme. Gene Ontology annotation, biological process: proteolysis. The coding region runs from base 71 to 1972 and encodes 633 amino acids. The transcript is spliced from 6 exons. Lineage: Eukaryota; Metazoa; Cnidaria; Anthozoa; Actiniaria; Edwardsiidae. The record is from RefSeq and is a predicted model, not a curated record. Gene Ontology annotation, cellular component: membrane. Gene Ontology annotation, molecular function: peptidyl-dipeptidase activity; metallopeptidase activity.